AUGACUAGCCCUGAUCAAAUUGCAGCUCAAAUCUUGAGCACCAAAUCUCUUUCGGUAGCUCCAACCUGGCUCAACAAUUUCCUAUCAUCCUCCGGCACAGCACAGCGCAACAUUCCUCCCUCCGCUCUUGCAAAGACAGCAAUUUUCCGUCUCCUCGCCUCCGAUAUCAAAGAAUCGCUUUCCAAACACAGAUCAUGCGUUCUACCGGUCGAUACAUACGACCCAAACGUCCAAGAACGCCGAUUACAAGGCUCAAUCCCAGUCCAAGUGCUAGACAUUGAAGAUAUCGGAACAAGUCUGUGGAGCCAAAUCGAAGCUAUUGAACGCGUUGAGCGCGGCGAAGCUAUUCGAGGACGUGAAAUUGUUCGCACAAUCGCUGUUGGCGAGGAUUCCGAAGCCACAGAGAAUGGUCAUGCGAACAGCGGCCCUGCUGCGAAUGCUUCUGGGAGCAGUGGAUAUGGGCCACAUCGUUUGAUUCUUCAAGAUGCAGCAGGUACUGUUACCGUGGGCGUUGAGUUGCAACGUAUUGAGGGAAUCAAUCUGGAAAAACUUGCGAUUGGCGCGAAGCUUUUGCUUUGCAAUCCCACUGUUGCGAGGGGUAUGGUGCUUCUUUCACCUAGUAGUGUUACAGUGCUUGGGGGAAAGAUAGAAGCUUGGGAUACACCAUGGCGGCAAGGUAGAAAGGCUCGUUUGCUGGAGAAAACCGCAAGUCUGGACGGGGAGUAA
Molecule: messenger RNA, 726 nt
Organism: Penicillium soppii
Lineage: Eukaryota; Fungi; Ascomycota; Eurotiomycetes; Eurotiales; Aspergillaceae
Product: OB fold domain-containing protein
Exons: 1
Coding region: 1-726 (241 amino acids)
Biological process (GO): double-strand break repair via homologous recombination; resolution of meiotic recombination intermediates
Cellular component (GO): RecQ family helicase-topoisomerase III complex; nuclear body
Source: RefSeq, a predicted model, not a curated record